AUGGGUUCCAGCAACAAGAAGAAGAAGGAGAAGAAGAAGGACUUCCAGAAACCAAAGUUCAAGGUUGGAAAGGAUAAGGCAAAGGCCUCCAACUUUACAGACACAAGUUUCAAGUCAAAAGCCAUUGUGAUGGGACACCAGUCCCUCUCAACAGUCGCACCAGAUAUCGUCCAGCAGUUCAAGCAUAGUCUAUCACUCGCCUCUGGAUCUAAAUCCGACAAGCAACGACGAGAAGCAUUGGCCUACCUCACAAGCCAACUCUCAUCAGAACCACCUACCAACCCCGUGGGGACUCACGCUGUUCUCGCCAAGCUACUCCCUCUCAUCUCCGACAGCUCGACGCCAGUACGAAGCCAACUCCUCAAACUUCUUAGAGUUCUCCCCCCGGCAGAAGUCAGGCACAGUGUGGAACAGGCCAUCAUGUUCAUUCGAGCAGGCAUGACGCAUCUUUCAGCCGACAUUAGCAACGAUUCUCUCGGGGUGAUGGAAUGGCUAUUGGACGUCGCCGAGGGUGACUUGGUUGUAUGUCCAGGAGGGUGGGUGAAGACGCUCAACAGCUUCUGCGCCAUGAUGGGAUGGGCAUUAUCAUCGUCCAAGGCUGGAUGGUCGUCAGGGUUGCGGUCCGGUCUUCGUCCCAAGGAUGCUUCAACAUACGCCCGUCAGAUUACCACACUAUCACGAUUCAUCGAGGCUGGCCUUCGACAUGAGGAUGAGAUACCGGAUGACGAAUCAGAAAUCUGGGACAACUUGUACAGAAUCCCCCGAGACUCGAAUGCUUUUGAAUAUCUGAACCUGUACGGUUCCCGACGCGACGAGGAGGGCGAGAUGUAUCCAAGCCGAGAAGCCAGACAGCGAGUGUUCCAGCGGAGGUUCUUGGAAGCGAUAAUAAAAGGUGCCGACCAGGCGAAGAAGGAGGGCGGCGCAACUGGGCGUGCAGCGGCCGGUCUCGACAAAGUGCUAGAAGAAGGGAUGGGUGACUAUGAGAGCUCGACGGCGAUGGAUACCCAGGAUCUGUUAAGUCUUUGGUAA
Fusarium keratoplasticum is the source of this 1029-nucleotide messenger RNA. RefSeq names its product Pre-rRNA-processing protein. The transcript has 3 exons. Bases 1 to 1029 code for a protein of 342 amino acids. Lineage: Eukaryota; Fungi; Ascomycota; Sordariomycetes; Hypocreales; Nectriaceae. Gene Ontology annotation, cellular component: nucleus. The record is from RefSeq and is a predicted model, not a curated record. Gene Ontology annotation, biological process: rRNA processing.